GGAGAAUGUGGAGUAACCAGCGGUGGGCCAUUCUGAAUUUCUGCUCAUCACUCAACCAAUGCCCCUCAGCUGCGCAAAUCCACAUCACCUCUCAGGGAGAUAUUGCUUUCUCAUUUUCGAACCUGCCGCUGCUACGUUGGUGCUUUGCCUGCCCGCCUUACCAAGCCAACCUUACAUACCAUACCUCCGACAGUGGAAGUCUCGACCUUCUCUUGGACUUGCUUUGUGCCAAUCAUAGCUCCUCUCGUUAACGGCGUCCUGUACCUUCUACGAAUUUCUUCCGCCGCACGUGUGCAAGUCUCCGGCUACCAUUGUCGCGUGCCCGCCCGACCUCGGACGAACCACGGCUCGCUCAGACUGCACCUGCGUCGGUGGCUGUCCUCAACCACAAAGGGCGCGACCACAAAGGGACGUGCUCCCCCCAGUUCCUCUGCAGCGCUCCCCGCAUCUACCUCUUUCGCGAUGGCAAACUACAAUGAAAUGGGUAUCGAUAUGGAUCGUCGCAACGCGGAACCGCGUCCAUUGACGGAUCACGAGCGCGAACGGUUGGAGGAGUUUCUGGAUUCCAUUCAUUACUCUUCACGGUAUAACGACUCUGAGUACGAGUACAGACACGUUCAACUGCCCAAAGCAAUGCUAAAGGCUAUUCCCAAAGAGUAUCACGACAGCUCAAAGGGUACAUUGAAACUUCUAUGGGAAGAGGAAUGGCGUGGAAUGGGCAUCACCCAGAGUCUUGGGUGGGAACAUUACGAGGUGCACGAGCCGGAACCUCAUAUCCUUCUGUUCAAGUAA
Messenger RNA from Pyricularia grisea, 792 nucleotides. RefSeq lists its product as uncharacterized. The record is from RefSeq and is a predicted model, not a curated record. Gene Ontology annotation, molecular function: cyclin-dependent protein serine/threonine kinase activator activity; histone binding; ubiquitin binding. Gene Ontology annotation, biological process: regulation of mitotic cell cycle. The transcript has 4 exons. Lineage: Eukaryota; Fungi; Ascomycota; Sordariomycetes; Magnaporthales; Pyriculariaceae. Bases 463 to 792 code for a protein of 109 amino acids. Gene Ontology annotation, cellular component: cyclin-dependent protein kinase holoenzyme complex; SCF ubiquitin ligase complex.